AUGGAGACGCAACCACACGUUAAUUUGCAGCACGCAACCGUUUCUUCCAGUGACGCCGAUAACCUACCCAACGACGCGGUGGCUGAUGUGGUGGCUGAUGUUUCAAAUCACAGAGUCACUGAAGAAAAAACCGAUGUUUCAAGAGACGAAGUUAUUCGGAUUCUUCAAGCUAUUGCAUCCUCCGGGAGGUUCUGGCAUGACUGGGAUAAUCUCAAGAGUAUGCUAUCAUUUCAGCUGAAGCAGGUAUUGUCCGAGUACCCUGAGGCAAAAAUGACAAGUGAGCAGCAAUAUGCUUCACUAAGAGAAUCCUACUCUGAUUUGGUCAACAAAUUGAAUGAUGCACUUACGUGUUUUAUUGAUGGCCCACCAUUUACAUUGCAAAGGGUUUGUGAGAUUCUAUUGGACGCAAAAAACAUUUAUCCAAAUCUUUCCAAGCUUGCUUUAGCUCUUGAAAAGAAUUUGUUAGUUACAUCUACAUUAACAAUAUGCACUGAUCCAUAUCCACAAGAACCAGUACAAGAGACUGAUACCAUUGAGAAGCCAAGCGAAAAACAGCAGGAGCAGCAAUCUGAUGGCGCGCAAAAUGGUACUGAGCCUUUGGUCACAGACAGCGACGAAGUAAUGGUUGAGGCUGAUACGACUGAUGAUGUGACCAUUGAAAUGGAAACUUUUGAAGACGCCAAAUCAUCAGAAAAUGAUCCCGAGCCCAAUGCUAAUGAUGCACAAGCUUUGUGA
Lathyrus sativus (Indian pea) is the source of this 735-nucleotide messenger RNA. The record is from the annotation of a GenBank genome assembly. NCBI's taxonomy places the organism in Eukaryota, Viridiplantae, Streptophyta, Magnoliopsida, Fabales, Fabaceae.